Messenger RNA from Diachasma alloeum, 2299 nucleotides. Its product is annotated as protein phosphatase inhibitor 2. Lineage: Eukaryota; Metazoa; Arthropoda; Insecta; Hymenoptera; Braconidae. The coding region runs from base 221 to 790 and encodes 189 amino acids. Gene Ontology annotation, molecular function: protein phosphatase inhibitor activity. Gene Ontology annotation, biological process: regulation of signal transduction. The transcript is spliced from 4 exons. The record is from RefSeq and is a predicted model, not a curated record.
UCCUCCGGCACUCGGGGGUUCAUUUUUUUUAUUCCGUCUUACCUGGUUUCACUCAUGAACGAGCAAUCACACGGAAUAAAAAAAUGAAUUAGGUCACCGGUAUUAUCGAGUCUAACAUUGCAAAGUCGGGAGAACAGUCGAGUGAAGCGUCCAAAUUGUCCAUUGUGAUAAACAAAUUGUGGGUGAUUCAUAUGCAGAAAUUUUUGACAAAGCGCAAAACAUGGCUGAGAAUUUGGGUAAACGACCGUCGAAGGGAAUUUUGAAGACUUCGAGUAGUUUUGACAGCCACGAGGCACCCAGACCUAAUAAAGAAACAAAAUGGGAUGAGAUGAAUAUAAUUGCAACACUACAUCCAGCGGAUAAGGAUUAUGGCCACAUGAAGAUUGAAGAGCCCAAAACUCCGUAUAAUUACGAGGGUUUUGAUAAUAAACACGAGGAUGAUGAACUGGACUCUUCGGUUAUCACUGACAAACUUGCCAAGAGCAGCAAACCGAAGAUAUUCGAGGAAUUGAGUGACGAGGAGGAUGAGGAGACUCCAGAGGAACGAGAGAAACGAAAAGCAUUCGAGGCAAAGCGAAGGGGUCACUACAGGGAAUGGGAGGCAGUGCAGCUGGCCCGAAAGAAACUCCUCGAGGAGGACGAAGACGAGGACGACGAGGGUGAGCCCGACGAGAGCCAGCCCCAAGACGACGAUAACGACGACAGCAACCCUAGUGGCACCCCCCAGAACACAAAGUGUGUGUCCCCCUGUGAUAGUGAAACACAGUCAGAGUUAAAUACCCCUGAAUAGACCUCCCAGUUCUGCCAAACUCCCAAUAAUGCAUUCAAUUUACUUUGAUUCUUCAGCAUAACAAGAAAUGCAGGUGUAAUGCGUAAAGAAAUAGCUGAUAGUGACGUAAUUAACUGAAAGUGGACGCUUCCAUUCGAUAAAUAUCUUCCAUUAAAACUUGAUGCUCGAUUUAUUAGGGGGCAAGUUGUAUAAUGCAACGAAAUUAGACUGAGACAUUUUAAAUUGUGAAGAAUGUUUCUCUUGAUGAAAUCGACAACUAAAUUAACGCAAAUCUAUUUGUAAUAACGAUUGAUUAGUUAGCUGGUACGAUCAUUAUUUAUAUUUAGAUUUUUUUUCUCAUGUGAAUGUUCAUUUGAGUUCAUGGGCUUUUAUUUUCAUUUUUGCAGGACUAUUGUCGAGUAAAUACGUAAAUGAAUAUAUUGUAUACGUAAUGUACCUAGAUUUAGGUGAAAUCAUUGUGAAGAAGUUAUUAACAGAACAGAGCAGAUUAAAACGACUAGAUACUGACGAUAGAGUAAAUUAGGACUAAUAGAUAACGAUGAUAAUUUUAUAAUAAAUUAUUAUGAAAUUGUUAGAUCGGGAUAAGGUAUUUUUUGGAGUUUGAGGGAGUAGAUUAUUACCACAUUCGAUAUUUCGUAUGCACUGUAGGGUAAUUGUAUGUGAUAAAAUGUGAGGAAUUAAGGAUUACUGGUAGAUUGUUCAUUAAUUUUUUGUGGAACAGGGAGUAGCACGUGAUUAAUUAUAGUUAAAUGCUUAUCGAUAUUUUGAGAGAGGAUAUUUUUUGUCAUCUGUCGGUUGUUGGCUAGUUGGAGAUGCUGAUUUGCGAUGUCUGUGUAAUAGAGUCAAUAGGUAGAGGCGGAUUGGUAGGUGGGAAUUAGUGACCUGUUGUACAGUUUGUGUCAAAUUUAUUGAGGAUCAUUGCUUUGUUGAUUUUGUGGGGAUUAUUCUGGUGUGAAGUGGGAAAUGUGACUACUCGAUUUUUUUUCAAUGUUAAAAUAUUCGAUUUAUCUUGAUUUUUUCUUGAUGAGUCAUUUGAGGGAAAAAUAGGUGUGAACUUCUUUUGUUGGAAAUUUCAUUCUUGAAAAGAUUGCUUUUGGAUACUUUUUUCAUGGUCAACAGUUGAGGGGAGAUUUAUAAGGAAAAAACAAAUUUUUUAAUAAAAAAAAUGCUGUAGCACAAAAAUUUCGGACACUGGAUUAAUUGAACGAUAAACAAUUUUGUUGGCACUCAUUCUUUUUUGUAGAUAAAUAACUGAUCACUCACUCCAAAACUCUGUCUCCCCAGACAUUAGGGGUAACGAGAAAGAAAGAAAUUCAAAAAGCAAAAAACAAAUUAUUCAUCAUUGAUAAUUUUUUUCAGGAAUUCUAACUGAUGAGUGUAAGAAAUUAAUCCAUCAAUUAUUGUUUUAAACAAUAAUUUCUCGUUUAACUAGGGUGAAACAAAUUAUUUAUUACAAAAAUUUGACACUGACUAUUAUUUUCAUAUUGAGCACAGAAUUUUUAUUCAUUU